GUCCCUUCUACAACAUCUCCAACAAGUACUCGUGUAGCCUCCGCUGGAAGACCCCUAAUGAAAGAAAAGUCUUAUUUCUCCCUUAAUAGGGGGAUACUGUAAGCUCCCUGAGGUCAAGAAGUGUGGUUUUUUCUUUUAGGCACUUAACAAGUAUCUGUGCAAAUGAGUUGAAUGUUUAUUCUCCUUUCCCUUGUAAGUUAACCCUAGAAAAUGCACUCAUGUAGCCUGUAGGAUGUAGCGAUGGGCAGAAGGGAAGAAAGGAACAGCUGCUAGAAUUAGAUGUCCAAUCACAGUGGCAGCAGAAGCCAAAGGGAGGUCAUCGGGAAUUGUGGAGGCUUUUUUUCUGAUCCCAGAGAUCAAAACAGGUUCAAGGCCUAGGAAGAUCUAGGAAAUUUGCUGGCUUUGGGUUGGGGCUCAAGUAUCAAAUUGAAAACAACAAAACACUUAUUUAGGACCUACUUUGGAAACGUUCUGUGCUAAGUGAUACAGAUACAAACACAAAACCAAAAUGGGUCCCUGCCCAUCAGAAAAUUACAUUCUAUUGCUGUGACAUGGUAUGAGUGCAGACAGACACAGAAGAGAAAGAAGAGAAGAGAAAGUUCAUUAACCAAUGGUUUGUGGGGUGUAAAUCCAGAGGCUUUGUGAAGGAGGUGGCACCUUUAAAAAACAUAAGGAUUCUAAGAAGUGGAGGUAAGAAGGAAGAACAUUUCAGGAAUGAAGGAAAGCUUUGUACAAAGGCAGGGAGGUGAGAAAUAGCAUGCCAAGUUCAAAGAACAUCUAGUAGUCCAGUUGAACUGUAACAUAAAAUAUGUGAAGAGCAGUGAUUUGCAAAUAAGGUUGAAAAGGCAGGCCAGAACUUGUAACAAUACUUGGUGGUAAUGUGAAAAUGAGGGUACUUUCCCUUUAAAUUCUAUGAAAUAUUAUCCAGUUUGUACUGGAAAAGUGUUAACUCAGAUUGAAGACCUACUUUUUCCCGAAUUGGGAAGGUAAACUAAGGGAACAUUAGGGCUAUUUUUACCUAAGGUAAGGCACCUGGGUACUUUAGAGAGCAGUGCAAACCGGGGGUGGUGUGUUUGGGGUGUAGGGAGGGGUGGGGAAGGAGUAGGAGAUGGGGAGGGAAGAAGGAUGCAAAGGUCUACUGGGGCUUAGUUUUUAACAAAGGAGCUAAGAUCCUUGGAAGUUAACUGAAGGUCACAGAAACCUGAGGCCCAGGGCUGGAGGGUAAUGAGAGUUGCCUUCCAGGCUUUGAAGGCCUGCCAUGUGGAAGAGCAAUUGGACUAGAAUUAGAAGCAGUGGAGGCUCACAAGAAAGUUUCAUUUCAAAAGAAGCAAAAAACAAUUAGAGCUUUCCAGAAGGGGAAUAGGCUGCCUUGGGAGUCCCCAUCCCUAGAGAUGUCCAAGAUGGGGCUGGAUGAUCAUUUGUUGGGGAUGCUGUAGUAGCAACUCUCAUUCAGGGACAGAGUGGACAAGUGACCUUGGUUCCAAAAUUCCUUCUGGCUGAGAUACACCUCACAGCACCAGCUGAGCAGAGGGGAUGUGCUAAAGCCCAACAGAGUCAAGGAGAAAGGGCAAGGUAAGCCCUGAGCAAAAGGGGAAAGGGAAAGCUUGAACUAUGGGGCUCCUAAAGGGAGACUGGGAGGAAAGUCAUCGAGAGCUUGGUGGUCCCAAGUGGCAAGCAGCAAUGUUAACAGUCCUUCGUAGGCAGGCAGUCUGUCCUAGGCACCUAUCUACCUCUAAGCUAUUAGAAAAGGCAGUGUUUGGCACAGUAUCUGGCACACGGUAGGUACCUGAUAAAUGUUUACUGACUGAUGGAUAAAUCCCUAGGCCUCAAGAGUAAGAGGCUCGAGGGAGAGGAAUAUUGCCAAUGUUAUGUUUCUAUUUGAUUAAUCUCUCCAACAUGAUGCCACGUCACCUUUUAUGUAACAUUCUUAUAUGCAUGCUAAUUCAAUUAAAAAGGUUAACUUGGUUGUACCACCUCCAUCUCCCUCACACAUAUAAUACUCUAUGCUCUCCAACCUCCUGGCCUUUUGUGUGUCUGCAAUGUCACCGUGGCUGCAUAAAAAGAACCUUCUAUUUGCAAAAAUGAGACUUAUACUCACGUUCUGCCUCCAUCGUUUAAUUACCUGUGUGACCUGAUGUAUAUCCUUUAACCUCCCAGGACAUCAGUUUCUUUGUAAAAUGAGGGGCUUCGACUAGAAAUGCCAUCUAGUGUUCCUUCUCUAAAUCUAUGAUUAUUUCUCCCAUUCUUAGAAUUCUUUCAAGUUCAAAUCAAAUGCCUUGCACUCCAGGAAACCUUCCUUGAUCUCCCCAAGUUGGUAACAUCCUCCCUCCACUACCUUACAUAGUACUUUGUUUGUACUUACUUCUCUGGUGCACCUAUCAUGCAAUAUCCUCUACUGUAGUCAGUUCCUUUUGGGAACUCCCUACUCUCUCCAUCUCAUUAAUUCCCUCAGCUUCAACUACCUUCUCUUUGUAUGGGACUCCCAAAUCUCCAGCCCUGGUUUCUCUUUCUGAGCUCCAGCUGGGCACCUCUGACUGCCUCCAGGACAUGUGCCAUUGAUGUCCCACCAGGCCCUCACUCUCAGAAAGUUCCAAAUUGAACUACCAGGAUUUGGUACUAGGAGGGACCUGAGACACAUCUAGUUCAACUCUCAUUUUACAGACAAGGAAACUAAGGCCCAGUGACUGACAUGCCCAAGGUUACACAAUUAGAAAGUAACAGAGCUGGAAUUCAAAACUAAUGAUCUUCUCCACCAAACCUUCACCUUGUUUUGAUUUUACAGCUCUGGGUAGGUCCACCAUUCAUACAAAUUUUCUAUGUCCUAAUCCUAAGCAUAUCACAGACUUUUCUUUCCUUUCUCCACCUCCUGCCCCCCCCCCCCCAAAAGAAUUCUCACAGAUCAGAUCCUGCUGAUUCCACCUCUGCCUUCCUUGGCAUCGAUGACUAUGAUGGACCCUUCCCCUAUCUUGCUAAGGAACUAGUACAUAAUGGUGCCUGCAAUAACUGUUGCCAGUCCAAGCGGGUAUACUAACCUUGGAAGACCAUGUGUGUAUAUGUGUGCAUUUUGCUUCAUUAAUUGUAAAACAAGGGGGAUUGUUUAGCUCCUGGGACCUCCAACUGUGUAGUGUCCAAUAAUCAGACUGUGUCCUUUAGCAUGCUUCUCUUUGGGUUCGUGUAGCAUGUCCUAGAGGAAACUAGCUUCAUUUUCUGGGAUCCUAAUGGAGGUCUCCACUGCUCUGGGUCUGUGGAGGGCAAGAGGAAAUUAGGGACUGCUUUGAGAAGGUCAGGUUCCUAGGGAUGGUCAGUGAUGAGAACUGGCCCAAGAUUGGUCUGGCUGGACUUAUGUUUGGUUCCUGUUACUAAUAAAAAGUAGGAUCUACUAGGGAAGAUACCAAGUCCCUUCCAUUCUCCACUGACCUGGGAAAUCAAUAGCUUACCUAGCUGGAUUGGGGAAGACAGUGAUGCUUAGGGAUUCUAUCCAGAGUGGGGACACUGACUCCAAGAGUAUAGACACCCCAACUGGAUCAAAGAUCCUAAAGUUGGGACUUCAGGGAUCAUUCUACACCUGGGACUGUGACACUGAGUGUGGGGUGGUUUGGCAAACAUGCCACACCUCAACCUGAAAGACAUUGACCCUUGAGGGGCAGAUGCCUUGACCAGAUAGAUGGAAUAUGCUGAGCACAGAAGAAUGGAUGUCCUGUUCUGGGGGGGGGGGGGGGGAACGACACCAAAAAAAAGAAAAAACCCCCCCACUAAAAGAUGAACAUCCUUUCCUGAGGCAGAACACUACCCCUAGGAGGAAAGAUGCCUCUACCAGAGGCCCAACAUCAGUAUCCCUGGUGGAAGAAAUACUCUGGCCCCAUCCAGAGUGGGAGUCUGGUAGCAUUGCUAUGGUUAUGGAGCUGCAUGUAGUGUCUCAAAAUAGAACGUUGUAUAGGUCAUAGUGGACCCUACCAGAUUCCAGUGGCUCACUGUUGGGAGAUCAGUCCUAGGAGAUGGGGGCAGAGUUACAGCUGAUGACAUUUCCCAGACUGACUGUAAAGCCCUCCAGGCUCUCCAAAUCUCCAAGAACAAUGGGUCCUGCCUCUUUCCGGAAACUAGGCGGGGCUUGCCCCAGGUUUGGCUCUGGUUUUCUCUGGUUUUGGGUAUAGCCCUGGGAUCCCUAUCAACUGCCGUGACGGUUGAACUUCUUUGGAAGGCAGUCCUGGGUGGAAGAACAGGGCAGGUACAUGGCUCAUCAGUUUCAGGCUCUAGCUCCACUGGGUCACCCAGUCUUUUAAUCACCACACAAAGAACCUUUAAGUGGUAGUGCCAUGUGGACAUUGGGAAGGGAGAGAAGCAUCACAAGACCAAGAUGUCUAGGACUUUAGGACUGGGGUGGGUGGGUGAGGAGGAGGAAUUAUUCUCCUCUCCUAUUCCUCCACUAUCUUCCUGGAGGGAGCCCUGAACAAUAGUAGAAACUGAGAGAAUUCAAAAGGCUUGGACAGAGCGCUUCUAAUAAAAGUAUAGUCCCUCUUGUCCAUCCUGGGGUACAGGGCAGAGCUAGGAUCCCAUUUCAUCUAACUCUGGGAAACAAAACCCUUUCAGUUGCCCUUGGCUGUUAACCUCCCCCCUUUAGCUCUCUGGGCAAGACAAUGGGGCAUUGAAUUAGGUUCCCUAGAAAGGGCCCCUUGUUCUUAGACCUUCCCCUCACCCCAGGACCAUCUAGAGCCUGUCCUGCCCUUGUACCUCAUUUUCCUGCUUUGUCCCCAGUACUAUCCCCAGCCUGGCCCUUGUACCUCUUCCUCUUUCCCCUUGCUACUGUCUUGCUUUUCCUGAUCUUCCUCUGGGGUUCUUCUGUCUGACUCCCUUAACCCAGUUCCACGGCCCUUAAGGGCUAGGUAGAAGAGCAUGCAGUAGGUGUAUGGAAACCAUAACUGCUUGGGUCCAGAAAACUGCCCUGGUGUGGCAGGGAUUGAUUUCACUUCUUUACAUUCUCCAAACCUUCCCUCAGAAACCAGAAAUGAAAACCAACAGGCAAGCGUAGAGAGUGAAAGAUGGAUAGAAUUGUGCAAGAGUGGGAGGGACAGGCUUGGGGACAAAGGGGAGAGGCCUAAGUGACUCAUAAGGGGCAGUCCCUGCCCAGGUCCCACCUUCCCUCCCUCCAUAUAGCUGUGUUUGUACCCAGCGUGUUAUUGCUCCUUCUACCCUUCAUUGGAUGCAGCCAUGGCUCCCAGCUCCCGGUUCUUGCUACCUGUCUCUUUGCUGAUCUUAUUUCUGGCUCUAGUGGCUGCAGCGGAAGAUCCGUUGUCAAACAAGCGUACUCUGCAGACGGAGGAUGAAAACGAGGGAAAUGGUUUAGAGUCUGAGUCCCUAGACAACCCUGAUUCUGACUCAAGCCAGAAUUUUGCUGGCGAGGACGCAGGCAGUGAGGAGACAGCUGACAUGGAAGAUGAAGCAGAGGAGAAUGAGGAAGAUGAAUCUCCCUUUCAGAAGGCCCAAGGUUUAUGAAGCUGCUGCCAGAAGCCUCUGCAGAGAAUCAGUCCUUGGGCCCGAUAUGCUGUUCCCUCUUCCUACUUUAUUCCUAGGUGAUAGGGAGUAUUUGCCCUAUCCUCU
This is a messenger RNA of Vombatus ursinus (common wombat), 5595 nucleotides long. RefSeq names its product mating-type protein A-alpha Z4-like. NCBI's taxonomy places the organism in Eukaryota, Metazoa, Chordata, Mammalia, Diprotodontia, Vombatidae. The record is from RefSeq and is a predicted model, not a curated record. The transcript is spliced from 5 exons. The coding region runs from base 5206 to 5490 and encodes 94 amino acids.